AUGGAAAUGAAAAAUUUGACUGGAGGUGAAAACCUGCAAACAAUUGCAGAACGUUUCUGCUCUGUGGAAUUUACUGGAGAGGUACAUGGCGAGCUCGUUUUUCUCUCUGUCAUUAACACUUUUUUGUCAAUUACAGCAUUUUUGGGGAAUACUCUGAUCCUAUUUGCCCUUCGCAAGGACACAUCAAUUCAUCCGUCAUCCAAACUCCUGUAUCGUAACCUUGCGAUAACCGAUCUCUGUGUUGGUAUCAUUGCGGAGCCUCUACGCGUUGCAUAUUGGAUUUCUGUGAUCAUGAACGAAAGAUGGGAUAUUUGCUAUUACAAAAGUUUGACAGCAUAUUUCGCAGGUACUACUUUGUGUGCAGUGUCGUUGAUAACACUGACAGCAAUAAGCGUGGACAGACUUCUCGCUUUGCUACUAGGUCUCAGAUACAGACAAGUUGUAACUUUGAAAAGAACACGUUUAAUUGCUAUUGGUGGUUGGAUUGUGUGUAUUGUCGGUUCAUCUAUCUCCUCUCUGAAUCCUCUUAUAGAUUCUUUGUGCCAAUUUAUUGGUGCAGCUUUUUGUUUAGUCACUUCAAUCUGUGCCUACACAAAAAUUUUCAUGUCUCUGCGUCUUAACCAAAUUCAUGGUCAGAACCAUGUUGUUCAAGGACAAUCGAGCCAAGCAAAUACACUGAAUAAAGCUCGAUACAGAAAGGCAGUGUACAGUGCACUGUGGGUGCAGGUAACAUUGAUUAUUUGUUAUCUGCCGCACGUUAUAGCUAUAGCUUUAACACCUCAAAGGGGGAUGCCUUUAUCUACUUACCUGGCUAGGCAAUUUACAAUUACUUUAGUGUUUUUAAACUCGUCGUUAAACCCGUUUCUGUACUGCUGGAAGAUCACAGAAGUGAGACAAGCUGUAAAAGAAACAUUACAACAACUACACUUCUGUACCUGAACUAAGACUUAGACUAAAAACAUUUAGUAGCGAACGUGAUAAGAAAAUAUAUAUAAGAAAACCAGACGAAUAUCCUGAUCCGAAUUGUACCUUUAAGAUUGUUUUCUGUUUCACCGCAGAUUGAAAGACAGUAACAAAAUCAUUUGUUUAUGUUAAAAAGUUUAAUAAUCAUAAAACAAAAUGAAAAUAUCACUAAGACUAGUCAGUUGGCUAAUUAGUUCUCUGGCAAUGAAGACUACGAAGCAGGCACAUAUUCUUAAAGGGAACAGCUCACUUGCUCGCAACAUCACACUGACAAAGCUCUUUUGACUAAUGUUUUUUAAAGCCAGAAGACAAUCAGAGAGUUUUACUGUUCUGCCGAAUUUAAAAUUACUGGAGAGGUACAUGGCGAACUUCUCUUGAAAAUACACUGCAUAAAUAACAGCUGUUGAUAACCAUAAAAGCCACUAUAUGUUCAUAGUAUAAUCAAGUUUAACAAACGUCAUAAGUUCAGUUUGGUAAAACUAAUCAGGGCGCAAAAAUAUUACUUUUCCCAAUGCUUUUUCAAAUCAAACAAUGUUUAUUGUGGGAUAAUGAGGGCCAGUACAUGAUGUAAGUUAAAUUUGAUGGCCAAUAAAUACACAUUGCAUUGUUUUGUUGCCUAACACAGGUCAUUUUAAUACAAGCUUGCGAGCACUACGAAGGCUUUUGUUUUAAGAUAUUGAAAAGUGAACCCUUAUACUUCUGGUUUGCAGGUGACGUCACAGCGGCCAUGUUGGUGAUCAAGAAAAAAACCAUUUCUGUUCUCUGGGAAGUAACCUCUAUUUUCAUUUAAAUCCUUCGAGAAAACAAUUCUUUUUUACUGACCCCCAACAUGGCCGCCUUGUCACGUGGUGCAAACCAAUAAUACCCACAUGGUAACGUGAUAUCAAUGGAAGAGAAGGGCCUGUCAUAAGUACCCCUCGGGGGAUUUCUCAGAUGACUAACUAUUACCUACUGUUGUUAUUUGCCAUCGUAUCAAUUAUUUUAUCCAAAAUAAAGUCUGUUGCGAGGUCGAAUUAUUGCAGGAAUUAGUAGCAAAAGCGUUGUACUUUCUCAGCUAAGAGCUAAAGAAGACAGGCUCAUAUACAAUGCUUAAAGGAUGGAACAUCACCAUGGCCCUAGGGAACGAAACCCUCUCUUUUACAAAAAUAGGCCUUGGGCUCAUAUAACAGUUGAGUACGCCACCAGCACUGCUAACUUUUGUCCCCUCUCACUUUCAAAUUCAUUUCUACGGGCCCGCAUGACAACGGAAGACAGCAUAUCUGGAGAAAAAAAGCUACGAGAAAACUGCUUCGAUUUGAAAGUUUGGCUGAGCUUGGUAAUUUGUAUUGCGCGUCACACAGAAAAACAGGAACACGUUGAUUUGGCCAAUUGAUUGUUUGGUGAAUCAUAAUAAAAACUUAUCUUCUCGGAGAAAUGGUAGUCUUUCGUUGUUUUCACACUUUAUUUGUAAUUAAACUUUAUUUUGAAUAAUUAUUAUAGGUACGUGCAUCAAUCUUAGCCAUCGGUAGCUGUCCGGCAAACUGAGAAAGUUUUACCUCGAAUUAUGGAUUGCUUACUAGCCUACGUAAUUCAGUUUACUUUAACAAAGAGAAGAAGAACAACAGUCAACAAGCUGUAAACUAAUCGAACAACAGAUAGAGGUGCUAUGUACAAGUUGUUGUAUAUAGGGAAAGUAUAUAUAUAUAUAAUAUAUAUACAUAGUUUUAUCUGGAUUUUUGAACUUGGUUUAGAAAAAACAUCAACUCACUCUACUGCUUGGCAAUUUAAAACAACGAAAAAUUAUUAAAAGGCCGAUUAAAAGCCUUUAUCUGACGCCGGGCAGUAAGUCAGUGUUGGUCCCUAGAAGUAUUUCAACGAGUCACAAUUUCAAUGAUGUCAAGUUAUUUCCGCACCGUUCUUUGAAGUUAGUCGGUUGCAGGUAAUUACCUUCAAGAGGGCAUUGCCGUUUCUUGACGGUAAUUGCCUCAGACAAAACGUGAUUUACCAAGCGACUGUAACGACUGGGACAACAACAGAAUCAUACAUUGGACUCAGUAGCCACUAACUUUAAAGAACAGUACAGAAAUCACUGGACAUCCUUCCGACACGCGAACAGAGGAAACGAGACGGAACUGUCCACACAGGUGUGCCCCCUACAGAUCCUUUCACGUGCAGGGGAAAGUACUCAGUACUUGUUAACCAUAUGACAAGGCUAGCAAUAAUUGUAAUCUGUGCCUCCAAGAAAAAUUUUUUAUCAUUUGCAAAAAACACUUAUGUACUCUGAACAAAAGAAACGAAUUUGCAAGUUCAUGCCCAUACAGAAAUAGAUUCACUCUCAGAAAUUUUAGAAUAACGUAACGCAACGCAACGAAACCGCAGGGAUCCCGAAAAAACCAUUGGGAAACCUCUAUACCUCCGUGUCGACUUUGUGUCUAUUUACAAAGUUUUUAAUCACUCUGCGUCUGCCUCGUCACCAGCCGCUCGCAAUCGCAUAUUCAGAAAUUUUUAAGUUUGGCGGCCUACCCAUCAUCCCCCACUCGCUGUUCUACACUCGUUUCCUACACCCCGCAUUGAACUCCACCCUCCUCACUUAGCUUUGGAAAAGAAACACGUUUCACGCGCCAAAAUUCUCAGAAGCAGUCUUAAAAUUGCUUUCUCCGCAGUAAUUGCAUCUUGUUCCACAAAACUUGGCGGAGUUGCUUUAACGGCACCCCAUUGCAAACUGUAGAACUAAAAAAAAAUGCCCUUCAGCAUUACUUCAGGGUGAAUCUGUUUACAAAGGAUCUGGAUAGGGUUAACUGACAACUGACGAAUAGCCAAGAUAUUAACUGACAAAAAAAUUCAUUCAAUAAUUACAUUAAUUGAUUUUGAUUAAUUAAUUACGCGUCGAUCAUAAGUGACGUCAUGAAAAGUUUAUCUGGAGGCUCGCUGCAUGAAUCAGUCCGUCAUAAGCUCAAUUCGAAGGGCAAGCACAAUACCCAGUCCUCCCUCCCGGCCGAGAGAGUCUAUUGAUUCAGUUACGACGUCAUUCGUUACUCAGUGUACUUGUUGUCCAAUCGGACUCAAUAAACUUGUUGCCCAAACUUCUUGUUAAGUGGUCUUUGGGAACACGUGAUUGCCUAAAAUUUAACCGACAACUGACAUUUACCUUGGGUUUUACUGUCAAGUGACAAAGGACCUGAUUGUCCUUUAUUACUCUCGCAUGCGUAAGCAGUGAGACUCAGAGGGCCGGUUAUUUAAACGAAGUCUAAGUUAACCAGUGUUUAGGGCUAAGCCUGCGGUUAAGACGUUGUCUCGAUAAACAACGGCUAAACGAUGCUUAAUUAACAAUUAUUGAAUGAGGCUGAGUAUCUUAUGAAGAAUUAUGGAGAUCGAGGAGGGUGUUAUUCGUCGAGGCCGUAGGCCGAGGCGGGUAACACCCUCUGGGAUCUCCAUAAUUCGUCAUAUGAUACGAAAGCCGAAUUCAAUAAUUGUUUUAUUAUUCAUUCAAAAUUCAUUAAAGAAAAAAAGCUAAAACAUGUUUACCUCCACCGAUGUUAAGUUCUCCUUCGAUAGUGCACGUUUAGGGUUAUUCAACUCCGCAAAUAUUCUUCAAAUAGCAGAUGUCGCCCUUCAAUUUGUGUUCUUGCCAUUUUUUUAGCUAUAAUUUCGCCUAGUUCUUACUCUUGAAACGAGUGAAAUGUCCGCCAUGUUUUGUUUUCACAACCAAAACAACUCAACCUCGUCCCCAGGUCUUCUCGGUUAACGGUGCAUUAACCUGCAAGAACGCUGCCUUUUUGACGUCAUUUCCUCGUUAAACACAAAAUUCUUCCAAAUUUUCAGGUCAUCAGUAACUGGUUAUGGUGAAUUAUGCGUGUGCUUUUAGCCAAUCAGAAUCGGGGAAAUAUUUUGAAUGAAUAAUAAAAUACAUUAUUAAAACACGACUGAACCGUGUUCUUUCAAGUCAAUGGCUAAACCGUGUCUCACGAGGAAAUACAUUGUCUGCGGAGUUGUUUCGUAUGCACAUUUCCAGAUAGUGGUUGUGUCUCUGCAAUAUGGCUUCUAAACCAAGUCGCAAACAAAUUUCAGCGAACAAGAAAAACUUUUAUUGGCCGAAUUGGGUAGAGACGGUAAAACGUUGGCAAAAAAGAUAAAGGCAUGAGAGGAAAUUUUAACUAAGUUUAACUCCCAAAAUCUUAACGGUAUCAAAAGCGACCUCAGUCAGCUUCAAGGAUGAUGGAGGCGCCUGAAACUCCAGUCGAAAAAGGAACACGACUUACAUCGUCGUGAAGCAAGAAAAACUGGCAUGCAUCAAAUCGGGUUGUUUAGCUCGGCGUCCGUUCUGCCACAGAGUAAAUCUACUGAGUUGUGUAGCUCGGUGGCCGUUAUUCAACCGAAAGUAAAUCUACCGAGAUGUGAAGCUCGCCGGCGCCUUUUCAUCACUGGACCCAAUUCUAUGAUAUAUAUUAUUUACAUUUUGUUACCUUGUUUUUGCAUUAUAUUUCCUCGUUUUUGCUCUGUGUUUAAUAAAACUUCAUUGCUCUUAGCCAAUCCUCAGAUUUAAGAAUUUUUUUCAUGUCUAUUAUUAUGAUGAAAACCGAUUACAUUCAAAUAAUUCCCUCAGCUCUAAAACUGUUUCAGUUUCAGUUUAGUUUCAAUGUAUUUUUUCCCAGAAAAAAAAAUACAUAUGCAUACAGACAUUCAAUACAUUAGAAAAAUGUUAUUUAAAGAUUAAAGAGACGCAAAAAGUAAAAGAAUUUAAAAAAAAAUUUUCUGGCGAGGAAGCUCAAAUGGAAACUUUGAGGCUUAUUAUAUGAGCUGCCUCCCUAAACUAAGACUAAACAUAAAGAAUAAAUAAGCGGCAAAGUUAUACUGAAAUAUAAUUAGGAUAAAAAGCAAGCAAAACAAAACAGACAAAAAGCAGCAAAAAACAAGUAUUAUUUACAAAUGAUUAUUAAUCCACUAAGAAGAAAUGUUUUUAAUCUGGAUUUAAAAAGAGAGAUUUUAUAGUAGCAGCAAAAACGAACGUAAAGCAUUUUUUUCUCUUUAAUUCUCAUCUCGUAAGUAUAUGGUACAAACUGACCCGGACAUCAUUUAGCCCAUUUUUUUAAACAUGUAUAUAACUGUUAAGACUUCCUGGCUACGAUGAGACGAUUAGUAGUACAUUAAUAAAAAGCCUUUUUUCAUCAAUUUGAAUCUUUGUUCAACAGAUGUAUCGAUCAAGAAUCGGCUAAAAAACUUUGUAUCACUGAUCGUGACAGUUUAGCUCGUUUUCUAAAAACCAGACAAUUGUGCUAUUUGUUUUGCCAAUUGCACGGCGCAACAAGAUUGCCAAUAACUCUGUCGUUUGACAUGAAAAUACAGCCCACCGCAUAUUUAAUUUGUUUUUGACAUGAUGAAGCUAUCACAUAAGGAAAACAGAUAUAUUAAAAAAAGGUUCGCUUGAACGUAGUUGCUUCGGAGAAAAGUCAAGGUAAUGACAAACCACCAAACAAUUGGAGAACUGUAUUGUUCCGCAAAAUUCACUGGAGAGUCGAGGAGAGGUACAUGGCGAGCUAAUUUCUCUCUAAGACAAAAGAGGAUAGCUAAAUAUGAUGGUGAAUGAUGGUACAAGUUCCAUGUUAAUAUUUUGGGUUCACUAUACUCAAUCGAAAUGAACGUCACCAUUUGGCGUUUUUAAUUUUAAAUAUUUUACCUUUCAUAUAACAGAUCCGAAUUGGACGCGCCGGGAGAUGGUGUGAACGGGGGAAAUAAUUUUAAAAAGCAAUUUAAAUGAGGAUAUUAUCUUGACGUAGUGAAAUAGCAAUUUAAGCAAUUGCAAAUAAACCGUCCAAAAUGUUAAAUUUAUAGCCCACAAAGUUUGACAUGUUUGGGGAUAUACUCGGUUAAGACUUCCACUUCUAAAGAAAAUGUGGCCAAUUUAGUGCUGGUAUGCAUGUGAACGUCAGUUAGAGUUGAAGAAAAACGGCACAAGCAAUUUGAAGCUACAAAAUACAGAAACACUUUAACAUAAGCCCCACCAGUAACAGGCUCGCCAAUAUAAACUCAAUCCCCUCUCACUUGCAUUGAAAUGAAAAUGAUUUAUUAUGAUAUUUUGAAGCUUUUACCCGUAACUGGAAAACAUAUUUAAAUCAGCACUGCGUUAGCUUGUUUCGAACAGCUUUUUCCAAUUCCGUUAUAAUCCCCCUCGGAUUUAAGCCCCUGCGUUUAAUUUAUCAAGAGCCCUUCUAAAAACCCUUGCAAAGAUGUAUAAUCCCAGGGAUUUUAAGCGGCAGUUUACGGCACUGCAUAUCAUAUGUUCGGCUCACAAACUUAACACCUCCGUUAGCAAAAUUUUCUCGUUCUACUUGAUCUCACUAUGUUUACUAAAACUGCUGAUUGCUCUCAGCUAAUCCUCGAAUUCACGUUUUUUUCAUGAUUUUUAUAUGAUAAAAACAGGUUACAUUCUAAUUUCCUAAGCUCAAACGAACGUUUUAUUUUCUUUAUUUCCCACCUCGUAAAUGGUCCAGACUUUCGAGCCCAUUAUUUGAACAUUUGGAGAUUGUUACUGAGACCUCACUGCCUGCGAUGACAUUAAGAGCGCGUCAGUUUAACUUCUAGCAAUUGACGAAAACCGUUAUUUACUCAAUUUGAAUAUAUGCUUAACACUGAGAAAUAUCGAUCAAGACUUGGUUAAUAGACUUUUAUUACUAACAGUUUAACUCGUUUUCUAAGAGCCAGGCAAUUGUGCUUAUUUGCUCGCUAAUCGCACGGCAACACAAAGGCGACACCAACAUUGUCAAAUUCCAUCGUUUAAUAAACUGAAAAUAAAGAGCAAAUAUUUAAUUGUUUGCUGCGAAGGUGCAUGUAGCAGUCAUUUAAGGAGGACAGAUAUAUUAAAAAAGAGUUCAGUUGACUGUAGCCGCAUCGCAGAAAAGUCGUGGAAUUAAUGGAAAAUUUUACUAGAGGUGAAAACCUGCAAACAGUUGCAGAACGUUUGUGCUCUGCGGAACUUACUGGAGAGGUACAUAGCGAGCUCAUUUUUCUCUCUGUCGUUAACACUUGUUUGUCCAUUACAGCAUCUUUAGGGAACGCUCUGAUCUUAGUUGCCCUUUACAAGGACACAGCAAUUCAUCCGUCAUCCAAACUCUUGUAUCGUAACCUAGCGAUAACUGAUCUUUGUGUUGGUAUCAUUGCGGAGCCUCUCCAUGUUGCUUAUAUGAUCUCUGAGGUGAACAAAAGAUGGGAUAUUUGCUAUUACGCAAAUGUGACAGGAUAUUUCGCAAGUCUUACUUUGGGUUCAGUGUCGUUGAUAACAGUGGCUAUAAUAAGCGUGGACAGACUUCUCGCUUUGCUACUGGGUCUCAGAUACAGACAAGUUGUAACUUUGAAAAGAACGCGUUUAGUUGCUAUUGGUGGUUGGAUCGUGUCUAUUGUCGGUUCAUCUAUCUCCUUUCUGAAACCUCUUAUAGAUUCUUUGUACCAAUAUAUUGGUGCACCUUUUUGGUUAGUUACUACAAUCUGUGCCUACACAAAAAUUUUCAUGUCUCUGCGUCAUAACCAAAUUCAUGUUGUUCAAGGACAAUCGAGCCAAGUAAAUACACUAAAUAUAGCUCGAUACAGAAAGGCAGUGUACAGUGCACUGUGGGUGCAGGUAACAUUGGUUAUUUGUUAUCUGCCGUACGUUAUAGCUGUAGCUUUAACACCUCAAAGGGGGACGCCUUUAUCUACUUACCUGGCUAGGCAAUUUACAAUUACUUUAGUGUUUUUAAACUCGUCGUUAAACCCGUUUGUGUACUGCUGGAAGAUCACAGAAGUGAGACAAGCUGUAAAAGAAACAUUACAACAACUACACUUCUGUACCUGA
Messenger RNA from Porites lobata, 8767 nucleotides. NCBI's taxonomy places the organism in Eukaryota, Metazoa, Cnidaria, Anthozoa, Scleractinia, Poritidae. The record is from the annotation of a GenBank genome assembly.